AUGCACUCAGAUCAUUGCCUUAGCCACCAUCUUCAUAUUGGCUCCUUUAGGGAGAAAGAAAACUUCGUAAUGCAUCAGAGACUCCAUCAGAGUCCUGCACAACACACUCUUCUCAGUACAUCCUCAUCCAAGCGGUUGCUAAUAGGACCAGAACUUUAUCUUAAGGAAAACCAUGUAGCUGCCAAAGUCUGGAGGAAGUACAGUUUACCAAAAGCAGUUAAUACUAAAUCUUGCUAUGACAAAAAGAAAUUGGAAGAAAAGUUUCAAAUGUCAAUGAUGAGAUUCUGCAGUUUUUGUGGCAUCCAGUCAUCAGAUUUACAGAAGUGUAGUCGAUGUAAGGUGGAAUUAUACUGCUCUAGAGUCUGUCAAAGAAAUCACUGGAAGAAGGGACAUAAGAUGGAAUGUAAGGAGGUGAGCGUUGAACUGUCUGAGUGCAGUUUUUGUGGCGUCCGAUCUCCAGAUUUAAUGAGAUGUAGUCGAUGUAAGGGAGAAUUCUAUUGUUCACGGGAAUGUCAAAGAAAUCACUGGAAAGCUGGACACAAGAGAAAGUGCAAGGAAGUGAGCAUAGACGAAUCAAGUUCACCAACGUUGAUAUGCACUUCCUGCAAAAAAUCGUCAGAACAGCUAAAGAGAUGUACAGGAUGUCUGCAAGUGUCUUACUGCUCCAAAGAGUGUCAACUUCAGGACUGGACGCAGAAACACAAGGAUGAAUGUGUGAAGAUACAAGUACGAGUUGAGGAGGAAGAUUGUUUACAGGAAGUGGAAAAAGACGACCAGAAAGAUGUUGUCUUCAACAAAAAGAAGUCCAUCGAAGAAGAAGAGAACGAUCAUAAAUCGCUUAAUGUUUGUACUGUAUGUGGGGAAAAACGUCUAUUGAAAGUAUGCCAAAGAUGUAAGGUACAAAAGUACUGCUCUGCUGAAUGUCAAAAGGCAGACUGGAAAAAGCAUAAAUCAAACUGCACAAAAAAAGAAAAACCAACACAGAGGAGUGAAAGGGGCGCUGACGAUUCAUUGCCAAUAUGUGCAAACUGUAAAAGUCAAAGUGCAGCUUUCAGGUGUACUGGUUGUAGGGUUGUGUACUACUGUUCAGAAGAUUGUCAGAAGUCAGAUUCGAAAAAACACAAAACAUCGUGUAAAGCAUACAGAUUUCAGACGAGAGUGAGAGAAACUCUAACUGUUGCAGAAUGUUCUAUAAUGGGUCUUGUCACGCCUGAAGAACACGGAGGGAGGAACCGAAACGACUUGAAGAACGAUACCGACAAAGAAAACUUUUUGGCAUUUUUUUCUUGUCGUCGAUGUAAAUCUGCAGCUGGGAAUUGCAAAGUCACCUGUGCCGAAUGUAAGUCUGUAAUGUACUGCUCAAAGCUAUGCAUGGAUCUGGAUAAAUCGGAACACAGAAAAAUGUGUGUACCAUUAUGCUAUCAAAUAUCAGGAAUUUCAGUAUCAUCAUGCAGAGGCUUUGAAGAUUCUGCGGGACCUAGUCCCUUUAAACAUACAACAUUUUCUUCGCCUUCUCACGCCAAAUUGCCCUUUCCAAUAAAUCCAAUAUUUGUUGAUGAUGAUGCAGAUCUGAAAUGGAUCGUUGAAAGAAACGUGCAGUCACAAUAUAAGGCGAUAGAGAAAACUAACCGGAAGUUUCCCUAUCACACUCUGAUUACCCGUCUAAGGGAAAUUCCAAUAGAAGGGAGGUCUAUGUUUACUUCCAACAUAUCCACACUUCCUUAUGUGUUUCUCGCCUGCAUUAGAAGGUUUCAUAACUACAGGGGCCGCCAUAAUGUUUACUUGCAGGAUUCUGAAAGGCGGGAAAUUUAUGUUUCCUUCUACCUCCCAAACGACAAUCCAACACCAUACUUUCAGUGGAGUGACAUUGUUCCUGGAAAAUUUGUCGCCAUUUUGUUCCCUUGCAUCCAUUUCUUUGGUGAUGGCACUGUUGGUUUGCGCGUGGAUAAAGCCAAAAAUGUUUACUGUUUUGAUGUUAAAGACUAACAUUUGCAUUUUCAAACUACAACUGGCCAUUUAUAAGUCGGAAGAGAAAAUGCUAGUUAGCACUGCUCACCUUUUACUACUUCAUCACGGUCAUGCAAAUUUUCUGAUAAUAAGCACUUUGCCCAAGAAAUUAGAUCUGUUGUGCAUAUAGAAUUUGUUUAUCAAUGUGCGUCAUAGAGAUAUAGCUCUAUAAAUUGUAUGCUCCUUGCUUUCAUGGAUUAUCAUUGUUAAAGACCUCAAGAUGUACAUGAGUUCUCUGCAAAAGAUUAUAUCCAUUGCAGUGUUUCCUUGCCAUUAGUGUUUUACUUAUUAACCGUUUGCGAUUAUCUUGUCAU
This is a messenger RNA of Saccostrea echinata, 2321 nucleotides long. RefSeq lists its product as uncharacterized. Gene Ontology annotation, molecular function: DNA-binding transcription factor activity, RNA polymerase II-specific. The transcript is spliced from 6 exons. Gene Ontology annotation, biological process: regulation of transcription by RNA polymerase II. Gene Ontology annotation, cellular component: nucleus. The coding region runs from base 1 to 1986 and encodes 661 amino acids. NCBI's taxonomy places the organism in Eukaryota, Metazoa, Mollusca, Bivalvia, Ostreida, Ostreidae. The record is from RefSeq and is a predicted model, not a curated record.